Molecule: messenger RNA, 1347 nt
Organism: Cordyceps militaris CM01
Lineage: Eukaryota; Fungi; Ascomycota; Sordariomycetes; Hypocreales; Cordycipitaceae
Product: phosphatidylinositol transporter, putative
Exons: 3
Coding region: 1-1347 (448 amino acids)
Source: RefSeq, a predicted model, not a curated record
AUGGCGUCCCUCGACGCACCGCCCGUCUCGCGCGUCAAGUCCUCGGCCUCGACCGCCAGCGCCUUCAACUAUCCCCACGGCCACCUCAACUCGCUGAGCGACCAGCAGGAAGAGGCCCUGCAAAAAUUCAAGGCCGUCCUCGAGGAGCGCGGCGUUUGGAAGCGCGGGCCCCCACCAUCGCACAAUGACCAGACACUACUUCGCUAUCUUCGCGCUCGGCGCUGGAUCGUGCAGGAUGCCUACGCGCAGUUCAAGGACACCGAGGACUGGCGCGCCGCCAACGAGCUCGACGUCCUCUACGAGACCAUCGACCUCGACGCCUACGAGGAGUCUCGCCGCCUCUACCCUCAAUGGACCGGCCGACGCGACCGACGCGGCAUCCCGCUCUACGUCUUUGAGAUCCGCACGCUCGACAACAAGACCGUCGCCAACUACGAAAAGAAUGGCGCCAAGUCCAACUUUUCCCAGGCGCGGUCCGACGGCAAGACGCCGCCCGGCCUGAUGCGCCUCUUUGCGCUCUACGAGAACCUCACGCGCUUCAGCCAGCCCUUUGCCACGCAGCUCACCGACCGCGAGAACCCGGCGACGCCCAUCACGCUGAGCACCAACAUUGUCGACGUCUCCGGCGUGGGUCUCAAGCAGUUUUGGAACCUCAAGGCGCACAUGCAGGCCGCGUCGCAGCUCGCCACCGCGCACUACCCCGAGACGCUCGACCGCAUCUUCAUCAUUGGCGCGCCCUUCUUCUUCAGCACCGUCUGGGGCUGGAUCAAGCGCUGGUUCGACCCCAUCACCGUGUCCAAGAUCUUCAUCCUCGCCCCGCACGAGGUCCUGCCCACGCUCGAGGCCUUCAUCGAGAAGCGCAACGUGCCCAAAAAGUACGGCGGCGACCUCGACUACACCCCUGGCCAGCUCGGCAUCCCCGACCCGGCCUGGGACGGCGUCGUCGCCUGGGAAGCCGGCUACACGUCGUUUCCGACCGGCCCCCUCGUCUGGGAGGACGUCGACGGCCAGCCGGGCCGCCUGCAGUGCGUCGCGCUCGGUUCCAAGGGCGGCAAGCCCCGGCGGGAGCGCAUCUGCACCAUCCCCCGCACGUGGUCGCCGCCCGCGACCGAGACGACGACGGCGAAUGGCUCUGCGAUAGGGACGCCCGCCGCGCACGCGGACAACGAGGCCGCACCCGCCGCGGGGCAGGCCACGGAGCAGAAAUCGCCAGAGUCGUUUCGCACGGCAGACACGCAGGUCGAUGCCCAGGUCGACAACAGCGCUGACGCCCUCGAGAAGCUUGCCAUUGACGAGAAGAAGCCUAUCGCUCAGCCCACCUCGGUCCCGGCUCAAGUAGCUGUGUAG